GGACGACAUCCGUCCAUGGACCUCUCGCGUCAUUCUCCAAGAUGCGCCGCGCUGUGACUGUCGCUGGAGGCGUGCUGGCUGUUGCGGCUGCCGUCGCUGCCACCACAGCCGUCCUCAACGAGACCGCCACGGUUGACGGUGCCCCACUGUCGUGGAAGGACGAGCUUGCCCGCAUCAACCGGCUCGAGUUCCUCCUGCCGUACUGGCAGUACAUGCUGGACAAUUACUCGUCGUUCACGAUCAACACGGGGCUGACGUUUGGGCUGCACCAAAUCUGCUACUUUGGCACAUGGGCGCCCUACCUCGCCCUCGACUUUUUCCCGAUCUUCCACAAGUACAAGAUCCAACCCAAGCAAGAAAACACUUGGCCGAUCACGUGGAAGUGCCUCAAGCUCCUCGCGUUCAACCACGUGUUUGUCCAAUUGCCCAUGAUCAUCUCGAGCGACAGCACUUUGACCAUGCUCGGCUUUGGCAUGGACGCGCCGCUGCCGACGCUUUCCACGAUCGUGUGGCAAGUCGUCGUGUGCGCCAUCUUGGAAGACUUCUACAACUACUGGGCCCACCGCUUCUUGCAUUGGAAGAAAAUCUACAAGUACAUCCACAAGGUGCACCACGAGUACGCGGCGCCGUUUGGCAUCACUGCUGAGUACGCGCACCCGGCGGAAACGCUCAUCUUGGGCAUUGGGACGUUCCUCGGCCCGUUCCUCCUCACCCGCCACCUCCUGACGCUGUGGGUGUGGAUGUGUGUUCGCAUUAUCCAGUCUGUCGACAGCCACUGCGGGUACGAGCUCCCGUGGUCCCCCACGCGGUUCCUGCCGUUCUGGGGCGGCGCCGUCCACCACGACUACCACCACGAAAAAUUCGACGUCAACUACGCGUCGUUCUUCACCGUGUGGGACUUUGUCUUUGGCACGGACGUGUCAUUCCGCGAUGCCCAACACGCCAAGGUCCUCGCGGGCACGUCGCAAUGGAGCGACAUCUUCACAAAGCUCGGCCUCGACAAGCACAACAAGGUUGAAUCCAAGGCCUCCACCAAGGGCGCUGCCCCGUCGACUGGCAAGGCUAAGGUCGCGUAAAAUCCGUAAAUUAAGCAGCGGUCUUGUGAUCAAGUAGCUGGUGUGCUCCAGUUCACGGGAUGUCGAUCGGACGCCCGCCGUGCGGUUGGAGGGCGUCGACCUCACCAAUCUUUGAAAGAGUCAUGCUGUGUGAUGAUGUGGCAUGCUCCCUGCAGUCCUCCAUACUCGCGUAUACGCUCAACCGAAGUAGCGGGUUCAUGUGUCAAACUCGGAAGCAUGCUGGUGCGUCGGCGAUGGAUGGUGUGGCGUCCGUGGCGUAGCUCUGCGAUCGAGGCUACCUAGACGGGAUGGAUGUGCAUGGCCGGCAUCGAGAUGGGGCGCUUGAGCCAAAGUAAGAUAAUGAGGGCAUGUUUUUGUUCGUACUGCUGCAAGUGCACUGCCUACAACGUGUACUCUCGGCU
Molecule: messenger RNA, 1477 nt
Organism: Aphanomyces invadans
Lineage: Eukaryota; Oomycota; Saprolegniomycetes; Saprolegniales; Verrucalvaceae
Exons: 1
Coding region: 42-1076 (344 amino acids)
Biological process (GO): sterol biosynthetic process
Molecular function (GO): iron ion binding; C-4 methylsterol oxidase activity
Source: RefSeq, a predicted model, not a curated record